Paramecium sonneborni is the source of this 1278-nucleotide messenger RNA. The record is from the annotation of a GenBank genome assembly. NCBI's taxonomy places the organism in Eukaryota, Ciliophora, Oligohymenophorea, Peniculida, Parameciidae.
CUAAUAUUAAAAACUAUGAUUCACAUUCAUAUUGGUGGAGCUGGAGUGAUGAUAGGUGAUAUGCUUUGGAGAUAAUAUUUCAAAGAAGAACCAGAUACUCCCUAUAAACAUUUCAUAUUUGAGGAAGUUAAAAAUGGACUUGUACCAAGAGCAUUAUUUAUUGAUUUAGAUGAUAGAAUGAUAAAUCAAAUAAAAUUAAAUAGUAAAUUUCAAUAUCAUCCUUCUUACUUAAUAAAUUACAAAGAAGAUGGUUCCAAUAAUUUUAGUAAAGGGCAUUAUACUUUAGGGAAGGAAUUACGACCUUUAGUUGAAGAACAAAUAAGAAAAUAAAGUGAAGCAUGUGAUAGAGUGCAACAAUUUAUUUUCACCUAAAGUAUUUCUGGUGGUACAGGAUCAGGAUUUUAAUCGUUGUUAUUGAAUGAAUUAACUAAAAAUUAUUAGAAAACUUUUAAGACAGCUUUUACAAUAUAUCCAUCAGCAAAUAUGAAUAAUAAUACAGUCUAUCCUUAUAAUGCUAUGCUUAGUAUACAUUAAAUUGUUGAAUAAUGUAAUGCAUAGGUUAUAUUUGAUAAUGAAACUAUGUAUUAGAUGUUAUAAAAUACCUUAGAAUUAGAUCAUCUUGAUUAUUCUCAUUUAAAUAAUCUAAUAGCUUAAACAAUUAGUUCUUAUACAAGUAUUUCUAGAUUCUCUAAUAAAAACAAUCAAGAAAUUUUACGUACUCUAGUUCCUUAUCCAAGAAUUUAAUAUAUUACACCAUCUUAUGGUCCUUUAAUUGAUGUUAAUGAUUAUAAGAGAAACAUUUUUUCUUAAAAAUAAUUGUUACAGUAUAUUUUUAGUAGGGAAUCAAAAUUAUAUUAAAGUGUGAAUAACCCAUUUAAUUUAGCUACUUCAUUAAUUUCUAGAGGAUUACAUAUAGAUUAGAUUCAAAACACCAACCAAAACUUUAUAAAUUAUCAUAAUUAUUAUGAAUAAAAAACUAAUUACUUCGGAUCAAAAUCUAAAAAUUAUUAGGUAUUAGAGUAAUUAGCUGAAAUUAAUUAAACUUAAACUUUAUUUUCUAAUGAUUUAAUGAUAAAAAAAAAGUUAGAAAAAAUUGGUAAAGAGUUUGAUAUCUUGUAUAGUAAAAGAGCUUUUGUAUUUUGGUUUGUUGGAGAAGGUUUGGAAUCAGGAGAACUUUCAGAAUGUAGAGAAAAUUUUGAAUAAUUAAUGAUGGAUUAUAAAAUGUUGUUGAAUAUGGAUAAUGAUUCUUCAGGAGAUGAUUCUUCUCAAUUUUCAUGA